CGUUUCCGCUGCAACUCCAUCAAGGUGGAGAGUGGCAUGUUCAUGGUCUACGAGAGGCCCAACUACACUGGCCACCAGUACUUCCUGAGGAGGGGAGAGUACAAUGACAACCAGCGCAUGAUUGGCAUCAACGACUGUAUCAGGUCCUGCCGCAUGAUCCCCAUGCWCCGCGGCUCCUACAGGAUGAGGCUGUACGAUCGCUCCGACAUGAGUGGCCAGAUGCAGGAGCUGAACGACGACUGUCCCAAUGUCCAGGACCGCUUCCGCAUGUCCGACAUCAACUCCUGCAACGUGAUGGACGGSCAUUGGCUCAUGUACGAGCAGCCCAACUACAAGGGCAGACAGUACUACCUGAAGCCUGGCGAGUACCGCAGACCCAGCGACUGGGGUGGCCUGAGCCCCAGGAUYGGAUCCCUCAGACGAAUCUCUGACUCCAACAACUAAAAGUUCUAUGUCCUACGUCUGUUCUCAAUAAAGCUGCAUGUUCAAUCAAA
This is a messenger RNA of Salvelinus sp. IW2-2015, 494 nucleotides long. RefSeq names its product gamma-crystallin 1-like. NCBI's taxonomy places the organism in Eukaryota, Metazoa, Chordata, Actinopteri, Salmoniformes, Salmonidae. Gene Ontology annotation, biological process: visual perception; lens development in camera-type eye. The record is from RefSeq and is a predicted model, not a curated record. Gene Ontology annotation, molecular function: structural constituent of eye lens.